Messenger RNA from Acipenser ruthenus (sterlet), 3573 nucleotides. RefSeq names its product thioredoxin domain-containing protein 11-like. The record is from RefSeq and is a predicted model, not a curated record. The transcript has 12 exons. Bases 300 to 2438 code for a protein of 712 amino acids. NCBI's taxonomy places the organism in Eukaryota, Metazoa, Chordata, Actinopteri, Acipenseriformes, Acipenseridae.
UAACUCAAGACUGUCACGGUAGUUAAAAGGCUCCUAUUUGCAACCAUCAUCGACUCUGUUUUACAUUCUGUUUCCUAGGAAGCACUUCAGCGAUCAACCCUAAAACUACUUUGCUGCUGAAGCCAAAGCGGAAGCAUUGGGGGAGUACGUGGCGGAGAGGGGUUUGUCUGAUACACGCCGGGGUCUGAGGGCUUGGAGUCGGUCACUAUUCAAAUAAAGCGGGCUGUGCCAAAGGGACCUAGUUCCCUCCCCCUGUCCGGUGUCGAGUUUAUAAAUGGGAGUGACGGGUUGAGCUCGGAAUGCUGCUCCGGUUGCGGGGUUCUCUCCGGCAGGUGGUGAAUCAGAUGGCCCGGAGACCUGCAUUGCUGUGCGGAGCCAUCGUGCUGAGCUGCAGCCUGAUUCUUGCAAUAACGUUCACCUGCAGUGAGACGAAGCAGGUCGUGUUACCCGCUCAGCCGCCGGCGCGGUUCUUCUCUCCCGGCGCCCCGGUGGUGGACCUGUACCUCGGGCAGCUGGACGAGGCGGAGUCGCUGCGCAGCGCCUCCGAGGUGUCGCUGCUCUAUUUCUACGCUCCCUGGUGCGGGCAGUCCAUCUCCGCCAGAGGAGAGAUCGAGAAGGUCGCCAGGAAGCUGGCAGACCAGGUGCAGUUUGUAGCUGUGAACUGCUGGUGGAACCAAGGGAAAUGCAGGAAGCAGAAUAACUUCUAUCACUAUCCCGUCAUAUACCUGUAUCACAGAAGGUUUGGCCCCAUUGAGUACAAUGGUCCCAUCACGGCUGCCUACGUGGAGAAGUUCAUUCGCAGGGUGAUCACUCCUCUCCAGUAUGUUCCUUCCCGGGCCGGACUGCAAGACUUCUUGUCUCAUUAUGAGCCAGGGGUUCUGGGGUACUUUGAGUUCAACGCCUCUCCACAGCCCCCUGGGUACCUGACCUUCCUCACCUCGGCUCUGCAGGCUCUCAGGAGAGAUUUCCAGGGUGUCAUGCGUUUCGGGGUGAUAACAAGUAAGCGGGUGGCAAAAGCAAUUUCACUGGACGCUCCCGGGACAGUCUACAUGCACAGACACUUCAACACGUCUCUGACGUUCCCGAGCCACGUGCUGAACUUCACCUCGGAGAACAUCUGCCGCUGGGCCUUGGAGCACCGGGAGCGGCUGGUGCGCUGGCUGCGUCCUCACGGAGGGAAGAGCCGUGCUCUGGAGCAGGAGCUGAGGAAGGGGGCCGCGCUGCUCAUCUUUCUGCCCUUCGACCCGAUGGCCCCCAGCCAGCCCCUUGUAGAGGAGGUGGCAGAGAUUGCUGUGCAGUAUCACAGCUGCAAUGGCUCAUCCUGGCCUAGCUUCAUGGAGCCGGAAGUGUGGGGAAAGCCUGGCUCCCUGAGCAGAGCCCCCUGCUGCAACACGCUGGCUCUCCCGCACUGGCUCUCCGUCUCCAGGACUCAUAAUGUCUGUGAGCUCUGCCUCGACCAGGCCCUCGGGCCCCGGCCUUGCCCCUCCCUGGACUCGCUGUACCUCCGAGAGGACUCCUUCACACAGCCCCUCUCCGGGAAGGUGCAGUGCAGCCACGUACUGAGCUCCUCCUGCCCCCUGGACUACUACACUGCCUGCUGCUGGAGUCUCAGCAAGGGCUCCUCUACACAGCAGGAUAGGCACGCUGCGCUGCCUCACAUUGAGGACCGCGGCUCUGCUUCUGCACACAGCGCUGUCACAGGGCUCAAGUGUAGGACUAACAAGACCCUGAACUUUUACUUGCUGGACUCAGGGCUGCACUGGGAGUUUGCCAGGAGGCUGGGCGCCCCCGAGAACACCAGCAUGAUGGGGUUUGCCACUGUGCUGAACCUUCAGGAUGAGGUGCACCACGUCCUGAACCAGGAGCAGGGCAUUGUGAGAAACACACUGGAGUCCUUCAUUCAGAACUACAGCACCCCCUACAGUCCGCUGCAGAGGCACCUGGUCGGGGAGGCGGCGCGGGAGCCUGUGGGAGAGUCUUUGAUCACCGCGGUGACCACUCAGACAUUCCACAAAGCAGUGAUGGACCCUGAAAAGGACGUCCUUCUCUUCUAUUACACUCAGUGGUGUGGUUUUUGCUCCGCUCUCAAUCACGUCAUCAUCCAGCUGGCCCGUCUCUCCCUGUCCAACCCGAGACUGGCGGUGUGCAGAAUAAAUGCUGCCAAAAAUGAUCUCCCGUGGGAGUUUAUGGUGGACCGUUAUCCAACCAUUCUGUUCUUCCCGAGCGACAGGAAACACCUCAGCGUGAAGUAUCCUGAAGACGCUCCCAUCACCCUCCCCAACCUGGUCCGAUUCGUCCAGCGGCACAGCAGCCCGCUCCGCUCCUCCUCGAGAGAAGGAACCGCUGCUGCAGAAGCGGUCUCCACCAGACAGCAGGGCAGACACACGCCAGGGAGAGUCCGAGAGCAGCGUCACACGCCAGCAGGGAUCCCCUUGUGAAUGAGACUCGAGGGGGAGACGCAGCCAGACUCUUCCCAGCAUCCUCUCAGUUUUACAAUUGGCUGCUGAUGGACAGCACACAUUUUGAUUUUGGAAGAUUUUUUCUCUGGAGAUAAUUGUCAUUUAUGCAAUGUUUUUUCUGUAAUGUUCCAGAACUUGAUGAUGAUGAUGAUAACAUAAUAUACCUAUUUUUACAAGAAGUAUCUGUUCUGUUUAUAACUGUUCAGGUAAAAAAAAAAAAGAAUGAAAUGCUGCAUUUGUUUACACAUUGGAUUUUGCACAGAUUUUUUUUUUUUAUACAAAUGAAACUGUAGGUUAAUUUACUCCGAUUUUGAGAUGUUUGCUUAUCUUCAGCUUUUUGUAAAGAUGAAAGCUACAGAAUAAAUAUCAAUUGCUUAAAAUAAAUGGUGGUGUUGGCAGAACGGUGGAGUAAAGGAAAUAAGAUUUUAUAUUUGUCCAGCAAUGAUUUAAAGCAUGUCCAUUCAGACUUGCAUUUCAUGAGGAACGGACUGUAAUGUAGAACAGAAAUGACUUGCAAGCAUAUGGAAAGUACCUACAAAGUUUUAUUGAGUUACAGAAGGUACAGAAACCCAUGAGAGCAGAUGGAGAGAGACAACAUGUAGCAGAUUACACUCUCGCAACGCAAUCCCAGCACAGGGAACACAGCGCUGCGGAGACUGCCAGCAGGUAAAGGGUUAAUAACGCUGACACACUGAGAAGCCAAUGAAGUUUUCACAUGCACACUUUCCUCAAUGCAGCUUAGACAUGCCCAUUUCACCUACAGCAAUGCUGUCCUCUUGUUCAUGUGUCUCUUAAUGAAAUCUCAUUUCAAAUACAUUCGGGUGAACGACCUUGGCCGUUUUUGCUUUUUAAAAAAGUUCAACAUAAUUGUUAGUAAUCUCACAAAGCAACGGGCAGUCUAAUAGUUUAUCAAUCCUUCAGUAUCAUUGUUCAUGUUCCUCACGAGCGCACAUCAGACAGAUACCUGCCUGUAAAGUUAACCCGAUUUCAUAACCAGUAAAAAAGGCUUCAUUCUCAGUGGGAUCUGCCGGUAAAAAUACAUGCAUAUUUAAAACCUGAAGUCCAAGGAUUGGUUGCUAUUAGCAGGGAUUCAUUUGUUAGUUUAUCUUAGUAA